AUGACGAUGACCUCGAACGAGCGGAGAGCGGCUACUGCGCCCUCAUCACCCGUGGGUACCUCACUCAGGGCGGCCAAGAGGAGCCUGUCCAGGCUGGGGAGGAAACACAGCAAUGGAUCUGUCCAGUCCAGCUCGUCGGGUGGCACCGCUCGCUCAGCGGAGGGCGUGGGUGUCAGACAACCAGCCAAGAACAAGAUCCGCCGGCACCAGCAUCGGCUGUCCAUGUUCGGCCGCGGAGAGACGGCGACCGCUGGAGAGGAGCCGGCGGUAACAGACGACCCCUCAGAACUGUCCAGUCACGUCACGGCACCGGGUAUCCUGAAGAUCUUCGGCAACGAGAUCUGCCAAGGUGCCAACUAUAAGAGCGUCCUGGCUACAACCCACUCCAGUGCCAAGGAGCUGGUAAAGGAGGCGCUCGAGAGAUACUCCUUAAACAAAGAAGACGCCGACGCCUACGUGCUGUGCGACGUCAUCGGCUGCCUGACAGAGCGCGAGUGGAGAAGCGAGUGCGUCCGCCUGGUAGGGGACAACGAGCGGCCGCUGCUCCUGCAGUCCCUGUGGAAGCCGAGGGAGGGCUACGCGCGGCGCUUCGAGAUCCAUCGGAGAGCCAGCGUGGAGGAAAAGAUCUCCAGAGACAAGGACACGGUGACAGCAGGUAUUAACGCUCAGGCGCGGCGGCUGCAGAAGACGCGCUCUCGUGGAAGGUCCGUGGUGUUCGACACCGGCGCCGCGCCGGCCGCCACGCCCGGUCUGUGCAGGAGUCUGAGCGAGGCGGAUCUACGUACCGCCCCCGAGCCCCAUCGCAGCCUUAAGAGCCAACAGGGCGUCGACGCCCCCGAGACCACGACCCACAAAGAGCCUCCCUGUGCAGCCGGCGAAACAGAGGAGGCGAGGAGCGGCGAUGACAGGCGCACACAGUACUCCAUUCACCCGCCCCGGCACCUCCCGUACUUCCUGCUGCUGCAGGGCUUCAGUUACAGACAGGAUUUCGUGAUCUACCCCCUCAGUACGAGCACCACUGUUUUCGGUCGUGACGUCCAGCGAUCCGACGUCGAUUCAGGAGCGACGCUCUGGGCUCCCGACAUCCGAGCACGUCACUGCAGCGUCCAGCGUCUGGCAUCUCCGCACCAGAACCCGCCGGUCGGAAAGGAAGCGCAGGUGACCGUCCUGACCCCCCAUCAGGGAGCUCCGGUCAGGAGGAACGGGAUUAUCGUGGACCGGGACGUCACGCUGCACCCGGGAGACGUGGUUGCCCUGGGCGACCAUUACAUCUUCAUGUUCAAGGAUCCGGGCGGUGAGAGCGAAGCGGCUCGGAGUUCUCCGUCCACGUCAUUUCUCCUCUCUCAGACUCCCGGCACUCCGGAGGAAUCCCUGCCCUGUUUGAGGGACGCAGGAGGCCGAGAGCUUCACCUCCUCCAUGACGUGGAACAUGAAGCCCUGAUCCUGAAGGAGAUCUUUAGGUGGGUAGAUGAUGGUGAAGGUGCCCAAGGGGUCACCCCGGCAUUCCUGCUGUGUUUGUGCCUCCAGCGCUCGGCCACAUGUUUCCCCAUGACCGACCUGAGACGACUUCUGCUGCAUGUAGCCAACGACGUUCAGACGGUGGUGCUGGAAAAAGCGAAAGAUCUCGCAGCUCUUCAGCCUGAAACUGAGGACGGCGGCUCUGAGACGUUAUUACCAAACGCUCCUGAGAAGUUCCUGAGCGGCCUGCAGCCCCUCGUGAUGUGGAUGUCCAACUCAGUGGAGCUCCUGCACUUCAUCCAUCAGGAGGUUCCUCGUUUACUGUACGAGCUCUCACGCCUGGAGGAGGAGGAGGAGGAGGACUGUCUGGCCGUCCUGGAGCUGCGCUUGUCCACGGUGCGUCCGGCCAGCGAGGAGGCCAUGACGGUUCUGGAGGACAUCAUAACCUUCACCUUCCAGCAGUGCGUCUAUUACCUGACCAAGCUGUUGUACCAGAUUCUCCCGUGCCUGUUAGAGAGCAAUCCUUUCUCAGAGGACGGCCUGGUCCAGGUCCCUGAGGGAGCCGCCACCCUGCUGGACCUUUUAACCGAGACGCUGAGUCUGGUCAGAACCUGCCACAUGCACCCUGAGAUGGCGUCACAUCUCUUCACCUACCUCUUCUUUUUCAUCAACACCUUCCUGUUCAACCUGCUGAUGGAGAAAGGAUCUGGAGGGCGUUUUUACCGCUGGUCCUGUGGGGUUCAGAUCCGAGCUCAUCUGGACGUGCUGAUGGACUGGGCUUACACGGCCGGACUGGGAGAACUGGCUCAGAGACGCUUCCUCAAACUCUCCUCCGUUGUCAAUCUGCUGGCCACCACUAGAGAGCGCCUGCUGCAGGCGUCUUGGAGUUCUCUGAGAGCGGAAUUUUCCUCACUGAACCCAGCUCAGCUGCACCACCUACUGACCGAGUACGACCCGCGCUGGUCCUGCCCGCCUGCAUGGACGCCAACCGGUGAUGAUGCCGAUGCAGCAUGUCAGACUACUGAUAUUGUGGAGAGUUUUGAUGACCACCCACCGCUGGUCCUGCCCGCCAACGGCUUCCUGCUGGAGUUAAAGCUACCGGUGGGAGAUACGGGUCUCAUAAACCAGCUCCACCAUCUUCAGACCUUCAUCGAGAAGCUUACAGAUCCAGGAUCAGACGUUCACACGCCUCGCCGGGUAAGAGGGGAAUCCGCCGCACCCCUGGAGGCCAAACGCACCAGAAUGGAGGUUCCUCCCCGAGCCUACCUGGAGCAGAGACACACCGAGGUCGUUCUGCGUAACAACGACGAACCGUCGAGCUUUACGGUCCCGACGGACCGGACCGUCGGUGAACUCUUACUGAACCAAAAGCUGACGGCUUUAGCACUGCAGACCAACGGAUCCGUACAGGACUCGACCCCUGACACGUCGUGCUUACUGACCCCGCCCAACACUCCGCUCUGCUCGGACCUGAUGAAGACGGAGACGGAAUAUCAGGAUUUGGAUCCACGGAGCUGUGAUGAGACCAAGCGAGAGGAAGGUGACGGUGAGAAUAAUGACGCAGGCGAUGAUGAGGUGUUUGUGGUGGAGCUGCAGAAGGGUCCUGCUGGACUGGGACUGGCUCUGGUCGAUGGGGUGGAGACGCCCUUCAGAACGAGAGGGAUUUAUAUUAAAUAUGUGACCCCGGGUUCUCCAGCAGCUCUGUGUCAGAAACUGAAGCCCGGAGAUCGAUUACUGGCCGUGAACGGCCUCGAACUGGUCGGCCUGGACUACCACACUGGUCGGGAGCUCAUUCAGAAAGCUGGAGAUCCGGCUCAGUUGCUGGUUGCUCGGACUGAAAGAAUAAACGAAGACAUGGUGCUUAAACACUAA
This is a messenger RNA of Trichomycterus rosablanca, 3330 nucleotides long. It is a transcript of the gene radil2b, whose product is annotated as Ras association and DIL domains 2b. Gene Ontology annotation, biological process: angiogenesis; regulation of GTPase activity; signal transduction. Gene Ontology annotation, cellular component: cell-cell junction. The transcript has 16 exons. Lineage: Eukaryota; Metazoa; Chordata; Actinopteri; Siluriformes; Trichomycteridae. Gene Ontology annotation, molecular function: GTPase binding. The record is from RefSeq and is a predicted model, not a curated record. The coding region runs from base 1 to 3330 and encodes 1109 amino acids.